AUGACGACAAUAACACAUCAACAAAUGAAACGAUAUUAUAUUGAUCAAAAUUUAACUUUUCCUAUUCCAAAAAAUUUCAAACGAUUAAGAGAUUGUUCUUCUAAACAUGAUUGGACGGUAGAAUCAAGAAAAAAACUUAAAAAACAAGAAGAAGAACACCACCACCACCAACAACAAUAUCAUUGUCAAGUUUAUUUAAAUUUAUUUCCAUCAACAUUAAAAUGUUCAAUUGAUGUUAUUGUUAAAUCGAUAGAUAAAUCUAUCGAUGACUAUAAUGAUAAUAAUUCAAUUUUAAUAGGAAAAUCACGAAUAGCAAAAAUGAUUAAACCAGGUGUUAUUCGUGUUCGUCUAGUUUCAUCUUUAUUUGAUGCAGAUACUGAUGUACAUGAAGAUGUAUCUCUUAUUAAACUUGAAACAAUUCAAAAUCAACCUUAUAUUAAUCAUUUCGAUAAACAAUUUGCUCUUAUAUUAAAAAAUAAUCGAAUUGGUCCUGGUGUUAUUGGAAAAUUAUUUAUUGAAUCCUUAGAUCCAUCGAAUGGAUCAUAUACAAAUAAUCCACCUAUAUUUGAACUCAAUCUUAAUUUAACAUCAGAACAUGAAAUUCUAUUGACUUCAUCACAUCAGAAAAUUCAUGAUAAUGUACCUUUACAAUGUGGUUGUAUUCUUUCUCCUGAUCCAUCUUGCUUAAUUAUUAGUGACAAAUGCAAUUUGACAUUGGAGAAUGAGAAACUUAUUCAUCGUUUAUCUGAUCCUCUUCGUUGUUUAUGGAAGUCAAUUGGUCGUGAAUUAUCGCCAUGUUUUUCUGAAAUUGAUCUAAAUGAAUUAAAUCAAAGAUAUUUCUUAAUCGAAGGAAAUUAUGAAUGUACUUAUCAAUUAUUACGAUUAUGGCAUGAACGUGAUCCUCAUCAAGCAAAUAUACGUUUUCUAUUGACUCGAUUGAAACUUCCUUGUCAAAUUAUUAAAACAAUUCACAAUGAUAUUGUGAGAACAUUUUCUACUUGA
Messenger RNA from Adineta steineri, 1002 nucleotides. The record is from the annotation of a GenBank genome assembly. Lineage: Eukaryota; Metazoa; Rotifera; Eurotatoria; Adinetida; Adinetidae.